Molecule: messenger RNA, 5120 nt
Organism: Bombyx mori (domestic silkworm)
Lineage: Eukaryota; Metazoa; Arthropoda; Insecta; Lepidoptera; Bombycidae
Gene: chn
Product: protein charlatan
Exons: 8
Coding region: 3049-4860 (603 amino acids)
Biological process (GO): regulation of transcription by RNA polymerase II
Molecular function (GO): DNA-binding transcription factor activity, RNA polymerase II-specific; RNA polymerase II cis-regulatory region sequence-specific DNA binding
Source: RefSeq, a predicted model, not a curated record
GCAGAGAUAUUCGGCGAACUAUUUUAUUUAUUUAUCGCGGUUGAAUAUUGCAUUCGGUUCACUGAUAGUGUUUGCGGCCGCCCAGAGAUAUCAAGAAUGGCAGAGUCAAACCGCUGCGUACCGUAAACUACUUUCUUGCAUAUCGUUUGAAGAGGAACAUAUAAUAUAUAGUCACAGUAGUUUUAACAAAUGAGUGCUUUUCUAUUUCUGCUGAUGAAAGGUGCUACUUACUAUAUUCAUCUAACGGAAAUGAUUUAUGCUGCCAAAGGGGAUUGCCCAAUCUCCAUAGUGUGCUAGGCCCAAGAUGGACAUCAAAUAUUACUAUAAAAAUGUACUGAUUCAAAUUCUUAAAUGUAUUGAAUAUCUAAAAAAUAUAUUGAAAUUGACGCCAUUAUUAUAAAAAAUAUAAUAAAAAUGAAAACUCGUUUUGAGGUUAAUUUUCGAUAUAAAUAAGUGUCGGAUUGUGAGAUACUUCAAGAACUUUUCUUUACUUAAUGUUUGAGAUGUUCCUAAUGUAUUUUUAUCCAAUAGGGUAUAAAAAACAAACUUAAUUCUUAAAAUAUCUAUAUUUUCUUCAUCUUCAUACACAAUUAGUAUCAUCUAAAAAUAGCAAAAGAGAGCAUAUACACGGUUUUAAAUCCCGGUCAGGGUAAAACCACAAUUCACACAAUGUUUUUUAGUCGUAGUAUGAAACGUUAUUGAUAAAAGUAAAAUAAAUCGAAGAAAAAUCAAAACACAUCCAUUUUGUACGCAAGCACAACACCACAAGUAGCAAGCGAAGUGUCAGUCAGUCAGAUUAAAUUCAGUGUUGUCAGUAUAAAGAAAAAUAAUUACAUGAAAUUCAUAUAUCGAUUAUUUUUUUAAAUAACCGAUAAUUGAUUUAUAUCUUAAUCUUUUUUUUACGAGUACACAUUAUUUUUUAUGUUUUUGUUUUAGUUGUACAUAUUUAAAUAACAAUACUAGUAAAGUUUUUUUUAUUGCUUAGAUGGGUGGGCGAGAUCACAGCCACCCUGGUGUUGCUAAGUGGUUACUCGAGCCCACAUACAUCUACAACGUAAAUGCGCCACCCACCUUGAGAUAUAAGUUCUAAGGUCUCAAGUAUAGUUACAAGUUAAAGUCCAAUGGGUAUGUCUUCCAUGUUAUUUUAUGUGCAUAAAAUCCAUUAAAAUCGAUUGAUUAAUGAUAAUACUUAAAAUGAUUUAUUUAUAUGUUUUAUUUAUAUACUCAAAAUAUUUACUUCAUACGUAAAAGGUUUUGAAGCUGGCAAUAUUUUUCCCGCAAAAAUAAAAAUCCUUGUUUUUUCAAUAGAGUUACUUUUUUAAAAAUACUUAUUGUAAACUGUAGUGGCGCUUAUUUGCAAGAAAGUAAAUGCAUAUUUAUUUAUGACAAAAUUAAUGCACUAAGUAUUUUUUCUAUAAUCUAUUGUCCGCUUUGGGCCUAAAAUGGGCCAUCCCCUUUAUGUUAUGUUAUUAGUUUAAGGUAAGUGUAAAGGGUUUCUGAAGGAGAUGCUUCUUUAACACCGUUGUUAUUGAAACUAGAUGAAAAGAUUAUUUAAAACUUAAAGUGAGAGAAGUUUUUAAAACAAUGUUCUCUUCAAUAAUGUCUUGUUUACAAGCAAUAAACGUGAUCCUUUUUUCUCUAAGAAUUUUAAAUUGUUAUUCGCCGGGUUGUCAAAGGUACCUAUAUUGAACUUCAAUUCAUGCUGAGAUUUAGUCAUUUUGUGAAUUUUUAUGAUUUAGUGUUUGUUUUUAUGUUUUUAAUUUCAUUUCAAUGUGGUGUUGGAGGCGGAUGUUGCGUCCAUGGACUGCACGCCGGAUCAAGUUUUCAUUCUCAAGGAGCUCGGCGUUACCACGAGGCAGUCCGCUAUCUGCUUGUAACGUAUUCUCACGUACUUCGGUCACUUCGUUCGUAGAGACCCUGAUAACCUGAUGGUAGUUGAUCAGGUUGACGGAAGAAGAUCUGGUGGUAGGACAUCUUGCGAGUCCGUACGGGUAACGUACCACCACCACCUUACCUAUUUCUGCCAUGAAGCAGUAAUGCGUUUCGGUCUGAAAGGUGGGGCAGCCGUGGUACUGUUAAAACUGAGACCUUACAGCUCAUAUCUCAAAUUGGGUGGCGGCAUUUAGGUUGUAGAUGUCUAUGGGCAACGGUGACCACUUAACAUCAGGUGAGUCCUGAGUUCGUCCACCCACCUGAGCCGUAAAAUAAAAAGAUCACGCGGACGCUUACCUACCCACUGGUCUGAUCUGGUAAAGACGCUCACUGACCUCCCAAUAACCGAGGCUAUAAAGACCGCCGAGGACAGGAAGACGUGGGGAAGUAUAAUGCAUCGAGUGGUCAACAUUUCAAACUAGACACGACUUUGAGAAAUGAAAAAGCCGACUCGAAAGAAGAUAAUUUAACUAUUGAUUUUCCAAAAACAGUAAAAAACUUUAUCUGUUUUUUUUUUUAAAUCCUUCUACAACUAAAGACUUGAAACAACAUCAUACCUUUUAUCUCCUGAUCGGAUCCUUUUUGGUCUGAAAUACAACUUAUAAAAAAUGAGUAUAAAUAAUUUUUUCGAUCCCUCAGUUCAUUUCAGUAUUGUCGUGACGUUAAUUGAACGCAAUCCGAAGUCUCUCACACAAAACUCAGCCGACGCUCGAGCUAUCUUCGCUUGUGGUUGCGAGCGCACAAAGAAUAAUGAGAAAAUUGAGAAAAUAAAUAAUGUUUUCGCUAUACUAUUACUAGAGUAUAGCGAAAACAUUAUUAUAUGUAAUAGUAUAGGAUACCGCAGUGAUAUGGAAAACGGCACACGAUAGAGUGAUUAUCGACGUCGGCGCUCGGCUGUAGGCAGCGCGGCGGGCUAUCGGGGCGCCGAGUGUGAGGGCGGGGGGCGGCGGGGCGGCGGCGGUCAAUACGAGGGGCGGGCGGCGGCGGGCGGCAGUCGCGCCUCGCAGCCCGCACGGACUCCGCGCGCAGGUGAGGAGGUCUCGGAUGCGUGAUGGCCGUCACUAAAGAGUCGUUAUGAUCGACAGUUAACAAGACAGGAAGAUAGAUUGGUUCGAGAUGGAUAGCGGCUCGGGGGUGGGCAGCGUAGCGUCUCUGAGCAUGGACUGCGAAGACAUGUUUAAGGAGAUCACCAAGAAACUGUACGGCGAGGAGGCAACAGUGGGCGUGGUGGGCGUGGAGUUUCCAGCAGCCGAGCGCGACCUAGACGACGACCUGCGGCCUGAAGAGCACAUCACCGCCUGGGGCCUUGCCGCCCUCAUGCAGAACGGCUUCCCGCCCCCGGGGAUCUUGCAGGCGAACUUCAGUCCGCGCAUCGACCCUACAGCCGAGGAUCGGUGGACGGCCGCGGAGGAGCCGCUGGCGUGGGCGCACUCCCGCAUCGCCGCGUACAACCCCGCGCAGAGACUGUUCAAGUGCGCGCACUGCGACUGUGUCGGCUUCCUCGCCAGGGUCGCGGAGCACUGGCUCGGCACACACUCGCAGGCGCGUGCAUUCCAGUGUCCGGUCUCCGGAUGUGGGUUCGCGUCUAGCUGGGCGCGCAGUGUCCGCCAGCACCUCGCGCGGGACCACCACUCCGACCCCGCCGCCGCCGACCAGCUGCUGCGGGACAACCCCGCCCUCGACGACCUCACGCGGUACUUGCAGAGACUGAAGAAUAAGGUCGAAUCUAUGCGUAACGACCGGCGCUCCAACCCCGGAGGGAGCGUGGACAGUCCGCAGAGCGACGCGGGCGCGGGGUCCGGCGGCGGCGCGGCGCCCGGCGCGGUGCCGGACGGCGGCAAGCGGUACGUGUGCGGCGUCUGUCCCUACGCUACCGACCGCCGCGACCUCUUCACCAGACACGAGAAUAUACACAGAGAUGAAAAGCCCUUCCACUGCUACCUCUGUCAGAAGCAGUUUAAUCGCGCCGAUCACGUCAAGAAACAUUUUCUGCGCAUGCAUCGGGAUCAACCCUACGACCUGAACCGCAUUCGGCGCGCGACCAACAAGCCGCAACCACAACCGCAACCCGCACAGCAGCACCAGCAGCAGCAGCAGCAGCAGCAGCAGCAACAACAGACCCCAAGUCAGGCCCAGCAGCAGCCGACGCUGCACUACUACGGCAAGCCGCCCGCCGAACCUCCGCCCGCCCCCGUCGCCGCCACCGUGGUCACGGAGUACCGCACCGUGGUGCCGUCGGUGGUCAAGAUAGAGCGAGCUCCUCUAACGAAAGCGGAGCCGGCGGCCGCCGCCAGCCUGCACAAGCCGGCCGCCGCCGCCGCCGCCGGGCCCGCCGCGCCCGCCGUCGCCAUCCCGCCCGCUCGACGGAAGGGGGAGCGUAGAUACGCGUGCUGCUACUGCGCUUGGUCCGGCGUGGACAACUGGUGCCUGAAGCGGCACCUCAACACCCACCUCAAGCCGUUCGCGUGCGCGCUCUGCGAGUACAAGGCGGCGCGCUCGGAGCGGCUGGCCACGCACGUGCAGAAGGUGCACAACAAGAAAUCCUGCGGGAAGUGCCCGUUCCUCGCGGACGACCAGCACCAGCUCGCAGCUCACCUUCGCGACUCGCACCACGUCGAGAGCCGCAACCUGAAGGUGCCCAUCAACGUGGGCCGGGCGCCGGGCGGCGCGGCGGGCGGCGUGUUCCCGGCGGGCGGCGUGCAGCUGUCGGCGGAGGCGGGCGCGGGGGGCGCGGCGGGGGCGGGCGGCGGGGGCGGCGCGGGGGGGCGGCGGCGCGCGGCGGGGGCGGCGCGGCUGUUCGGGUACCUGGAGGCGUCGGACGGGUCGGGAGACGAGUACGAGGCGGCGCCGCUGGAGUACGGCGCGGGGUACGCCCGGGACAAGGAGAACGCGGCCCCGCUGCACCACGACCACUGCCUGCGCUACUAGUGCCCCCGGACCCCGGGGCGGACUGGCAUAAAUCGCAUUUAUUCUUCAAGUUUCCAUAAAGUCGGUCGCAAUGAACGAGCGACGCGCGGGUCACAAGUACUGACGUACAGUUCCCGCGCCGGUGUACUUAGUUAAUCUCCCAGGACGACGCCGUUAAUUCUAAGUGUUAAGUAAAUUCGUUAAAUAUAAUAUGUUAGAUUAAUGUUUCACCAAAGAAUUAUGUGCAGAACAUUGAUUAUAAAGUUUAUUGAUCUCACUGA